Molecule: messenger RNA, 2142 nt
Organism: Auxenochlorella protothecoides
Lineage: Eukaryota; Viridiplantae; Chlorophyta; Trebouxiophyceae; Chlorellales; Chlorellaceae
Product: Protein CLEC16A
Exons: 8
Coding region: 1-2142 (713 amino acids)
Biological process (GO): endosome to lysosome transport; regulation of autophagosome maturation; endosomal transport
Cellular component (GO): late endosome; endolysosome membrane
Source: RefSeq, a predicted model, not a curated record
AUGGCGGGGGAGCACAGGGGGUUCUGGAGCUCCCUGUUCAGCCCUCCGCCCCGGGACCGCUUCUCCCUCGAGGAGCUGAGCCACCUGCACUCCGUCCUGCUGCGGAACGCCGUGGUGAACGAUGGCAACCGCGACACGGUGGUGGAGACCCUGCGGUCCAUCUCCGAGCUGGUCAUAUGGGGUGACCAGAACGACCCCUCCAUGGUGGACUACUUCCUGACCAACAACGUGCUGGCCCACUUUGCCCAAAUCCUGCAGCAGCGCGCCAACCGCCGCGGCGGCGUGGCCCAGCAGGUGCUGCAGACGCUGUCCAUCCUGCUGCAGAACGUGCGCACGCAGCAGACGGUGUACUACCUGUUCAGCAACAACCACAUCAACGACAUCGUGGGCAUGGCCUUUGACUUCGAGGACGACGAGGUGCUGGGGUACUACAUCAACCUGCUGAAGACCAUCAGCCUGCGACUGAACGAGGCCACUGUCCAGUUCUUCUUCCAGGCGGGGGGCCCCGGGACGCCCGCCUCCCUCCCCCUCUACAGCGAGGCGGUGAAGUUCAUCAACCACCGCGACGGUAUGGUCCGCGCCGCGGUCAAAACCCUGACCCUGAACGUGUACGCCAUCCCCCUCCCCGCCCUGCAUGCCUACCUCACCGCCCCGCCCGCGGCCGGCUACCUGGACAGCCUGGCCACCUACCUGGCGGAGCACGCCCUGCUCCUCGACCGCCUCUGGUCGGUGCUGGUGGGGCCGGUGCUCUUCUGGCCCCUCAUCCAGGACGACGUGGCGGUCGCGCACAUCGCUACCCUGGCGCACCAGGCGGACCAAGAUCAGCAGGGGCAGGGGACGGGCGGGGUGGGUGGAGCGCAUGCGCGUCCCGCGCCGCCCGCGCCGCUGCAGAGGGGCGUGGUCGGACCCCUGGCCUCCCUUUACGUCCUCGAGCGCCUGCUCUUCGCGGUGCUGGACACCCCCUUCCUGUCGGCGCUGCAGCAGCCGCUGCCGGCCCACCUGCGGGCGCUGCUGCAGUAUGAGCCCGCGGCGUACCGUGGUGCCCUGCUGGGCAUGCUGCACGGCGGCGAGCCACAGCUCGCGGCGGCCGCGGCGCGCCUGCUGGCCGCCCUGCUCCGCUCCCGCACCCUGGACGAGGGCCUGCUAGAGGGCAUUGGCCUGCUGCCGCGGCGCCGAAAACGGCAGCUGGAGCUGCUGACGGCGCUGACGCGCGACUCGUCAACGACCGGCUUGGACCGGGUCGCCAGCAGCAGCGGCGGGCCACCCGCCCGGCAGCAGUCCGGCAGCGCCCCAGCCAGCCGCCAGGCGUCCCUCGAGUCGGCGCAGUCCGCCGCAGCCGGCUCGGGCGCGGGCCAUGCGCAGAGGAUGGCCCGCCCGUCGGCCUCCCCCCUGCCCCUCCCGCCUCUCACGGACUCGGCAAAGGGGGAUGCGGCGCAGGCCGAGGUUGUGGAAGCGCUGCUGAGUCAGCUGGGCCAUGCCAGCACGCCGCCACUGGCCCUGGCUACGCUUUCCUGGCUCCUGCCCCAGCUCCUCUCCGACAGCGACUCAGGCGCGGCGCUGACGCCGCACCAGCAGGACCUGCUGGAUGCUGCGCUGCGCACGGCGCGCGUGGCGCUGCACGCCGCGGCGCACGGCCCCUGGGGCGACGCGCUGGCUGAGCUGGUGGCGGCCGAGUGGCCGCGCGCACGGGCGGCCUGCCUGCGCACCGGCUCCGGCAGCCUGCACACCGCGGCGGCGGGCGGCGGAGCGAGGGGCGGCGUGCGUGAGGGCGUGGUCCUGCGCAGCCCGGCCGAGGACGCCGCGCAGCCCAGCUUCCCCUGCACCGUGGCCUUCAGCCGCGGGAGGGAGCGCCACGUCAGCCUGCGCAUCGAGCCCUGGAGCCCGUUGCUGGCCGGGGAGGGCGCACGUGAUGGCCACCCGGCGCCGACGACAGGGGGGCCCACAGAACCUAGUCAAAACCUCACCUCCAGCCCACCGCCCGUCGACCCGCCCACCACCGUCGUGCUGGCCGAGCUGGUGGACGGGUCCUGGGCGGCGGCGGCGGCAGCGCUGGACCUGGUGCGGCGCUCGGCGCGGGGGCUGGGGGACGUGCAGGCGGGGAGGAUGCGGCCCCUGCUGCUCCAGGCUGAGAGAGUGCCCUGA